AUGGACUGGCACUUCUUCAGAACAGCUGCCGUGCUGUUCAUUUUUCUGGUGUUGGUGGAAGUUAACAGUGAAUUUCGGAUCCAGGUGAGAGAUUAUAACACUAAAAAUGGCACCAUCAAGUGGCAUUCAAUCAGAAGGCAAAAACGUGAAUGGAUCAAGUUCGCUGCAGCCUGUCGUGAAGGUGAAGACAACUCAAAGAGGAACCCAAUCGCCAAAGUAAGCACCAACCCCAAAAUUUAUUGCCGGGCUCUGAAUUCACUGGGCCAAGAUUUAGAGAGACCUCUUGAGCUCAGAGUCAGGGUUUUGGAUAUAAAUGAUAACCCUCCAGUAUUUGCAAUGUCUACAUUUCUAGGACAAAUAGAAGAAAAUUCUAAUGCAAAUACACUGGUGAUGAGACUCAAUGCUACUGAUGCAGAUGAACCAAAUAAUUUGAACUCAAAAAUAGCUUUCAAGAUCAUAAGACAGGAACCUUCUGAUUCACCAAUGUUUAUUAUCAACAGAUAUACUGGAGAAAUUCGAACAAUGAAUAAUUUUCUAGACAGAGAGCAAUAUGGCCAGUAUUCUCUUGCUGUAAGAGGCUCAGACCGAGACGGCGGGGCAGACGGCAUGUCAGCAGAGUGCGAAUGCAGCAUUAAAAUCCUUGAUGUCAAUGAUAACAUCCCAUAUAUGGAUCAGCCUUCAUAUGCCAUAAGUAUCGACGAAAAUGCUCUAUACCCAGAAUUGCUCCAAAUAAGAGUAAUUGAUUUGGAUGAAGAGUACUCAGCUAACUGGAUGGCAGUAAUUUUCUUUAUCUCUGGAAAUGAGGGAAAUUGGUUUGACAUAGAAAUGAAUGAAAGAACAAAUGUGGGAAUUUUAAAGGUUAUUAAGCCCCUAGAUUAUGAAGCUAUGAAGAAUCUGCAACUUAGUAUAGGUGUUAGAAAUAAAGCCGAAUUUCAUCAUUCAAUUAUGUCUCAAUAUAAACUCACAGCAACUGCAGUCUCUGUGACUGUGUUAAAUGUAAUUGAAGGCCCAGUGUUCCGUCCAGGUACAAAGACAUAUGUAGUAAAUAGUAAAAUGGGAGCAAAUUAUAAAGUGGGAGAGUUCGUAGCUAUUGACCAGGACACAGAUGGACCUUCAACAACUGUUAGAUAUGUAAUGGGAAAUAAUCCAGCCAAUCUGCUAGCUGUUGACUCAAAAACAGGCAUAAUCACUUUGAGAAAUAGAGUUACCAUGGAACAAUAUAACAUGCUUAAUGGAAAAUACCAAGGAACAAUUCUGUCUAUAGAUGAUGCUCUUCAGAGAACUUGCACCGGUACAGUUAUUAUUGACCUUGAUGGUUCUGGCUGGGUAAAUGGAAGUGAGACUAGUACAAGCAGUGGUACAGGUCCUAGUACAGAUACUAGCACAUCCAAUGGACAAAGUGGAGGUGGCACCAUCACCAUCACAGAUAAUUCUUCCAAUGGUGGAGACAAAAAUGUCAACACGGUAUCCCCUUCUGAAGAAACAACUGUAGGAGGUGGUAAUCCUGAGGCACUUCUCUCAGAUAAUGUACACUUUGGUCCUGCUGGCAUUGGACUACUCAUCAUGGGAUUUUUGGUCUUAUUAUUGGUCCCAUUUUUGUUGAUCUGUUGUGAGUGCGGAGGUGCCCCUGGCGGUGGAGCCGGCUUUGAGCCUGUUCCUGAAUGUUCAGAUGGAGCAAUUCAAUCAUGGGCAAUAGAAGGACCACAGUCUGAACCCAGGGAUUUGGCCACUAUCUGUGUACCGCAGAUACCAGCUGAUAAUGCAAAUAUAAUUGAAUGCAUGGACACCUCAGGAGUUUAUACAAAUGAGUAUGGUGGCAGAGAAAUGCAAGAUCUGGGAGGAGGAGAAAGAACAACAGGAUUUGAACUAGCAGAAGGUGUUAAAACGUCAGGAGUGCCUGAGAUAUGUCAAGAAUAUUCUGGAACAUUAAGAAGAAAUUCUAUGAGGGAAUGCAGAGAAGGAGCUCUGAAUAUGAAUUUCAUGGAAAGUUACUUCUGCCAGAAAGCAUUUGCUUAUGCAGAUGAAGACGAAGGACGCCCGUCCAAUGACUGUUUGCUCAUAUAUGAUAUUGAAGGUGUAGGUUCCCCCGCUGGCUCCGUGGGUUGUUGUAGCUUCAUUGGAGAAGAUUUGGAUGACAGCUUCUUGGAUACACUGGGGCCUAAAUUUAAGAAGUUGGCAGAUAUCAGCCUGGGGAAAGAAAUUGAAUCAUAUCCAGAGCCUGAUCUUGCUUGGCCACCUCAGAGCACUGAACCUAUUUACCCCCAGCAGGGAACAGAGCCUCUGGGUAGUGGACACCCACCAAUCUCCCCACAUUUUGGCACUACCACAGUAAUUUCUGAAAGCACCUAUCCCUCGGGACCUAGUGUACAGCAUCCUGUGCCUAUUCCUGAUCCUCUGGGCUAUGGUAAUGUCACUGUGACCGAGUCUUACACCACCUCUGGCACUCUGAAGCCCUCUGUCCAUGUUCAUGAUAACCGACAUGCAUCAAACGUGGUGGUGACAGAGAGGGUGGUCGGCCCAAUCUCUGGUGCUGGUUUGCAUGGAAUGUUAGAGAUGCCUGACUUGAGGGAUGGGUCAAACAUUAUAGUGACAGAAAGGGUAAUAGCACCAAGUUCGAGUCUACCUACCUCUCUGACUAUCCCUAAUUCUAGAGAGUCUUCAAAUGUGGUAGUCACAGAACGAGUAAUCCAGCCAACUUCCAGCAUGAUGGGCAGUCUGAGUAUGCACCCUGAGUUAUCAAAUGCCCACAAUGUGAUUGUGACAGAGAGAGUUGUCUCUGGCACUGGCAUAAGUGGAAUUGGUGGCACAGCUGGGAUAAGUGGAGGCAGUGGCAUAGGCGGUAGUGGCUUGGUUGGCACCAGCAUGGGUGUCAGUGGCGGGGGCCUGAGUGGAGCUGGAGUCAGUGGUGGCACCAUUGGGCUGAGUAACCUGGGUGGAGGUGGGGGCCUGAGUAGCAGCAUGUCAGGGACAGCCACCAUGGGCCACAUGAGGAGUUCCUCUGACCAUCACUUUAACCAGACCUUUGGAUCCAACUCCCCCAGCACAGCUCGAAGCCGAAUCACAAAGUACAGUACGGUACAGUAUAGCAAGUAG
Galeopterus variegatus (Sunda flying lemur) is the source of this 3093-nucleotide messenger RNA. It is a transcript of the gene DSG1, whose product is annotated as desmoglein 1. The transcript is spliced from 14 exons. Lineage: Eukaryota; Metazoa; Chordata; Mammalia; Dermoptera; Cynocephalidae. The coding region runs from base 1 to 3093 and encodes 1030 amino acids. Gene Ontology annotation, biological process: homophilic cell-cell adhesion. Gene Ontology annotation, molecular function: calcium ion binding; gamma-catenin binding. Gene Ontology annotation, cellular component: plasma membrane; desmosome. The record is from RefSeq and is a predicted model, not a curated record.